Molecule: messenger RNA, 948 nt
Organism: Drosophila serrata
Lineage: Eukaryota; Metazoa; Arthropoda; Insecta; Diptera; Drosophilidae
Product: putative pseudouridine-5'-phosphatase
Molecular function (GO): phosphatase activity
Source: RefSeq, a predicted model, not a curated record
UUUUCUUUAUUUUCCAAAACUAUAAUAACAUUUAAAUAAUCAAAAGUACUCUCUUUUCGGACUAGUUAAAUUUAAAGAUCAAAAUUAAUUAGGUUAAAUUAUCAAUAUGCUGUGAAAAGACUGAUCUUGAGCUGCAGUAAAAGAACGCCAGAGAAAUGGCUCCGAAAUGCUACUGUCCAGUCACUCAUGUCAUCUUCGACUGCGAUGGAACCUUGAUGGAUACUGAGAAAAUAUACUUGCAAUCCAUGCAGGAUACAUUGGCUCCAUUUGGCUAUGGGUACACCAGGGAGAAUCAGACGCGCCAUAUGGGCAUGCCGGCAGUGGAUGCGUCUGCUGCCAUUGUAAAGGAAUUGAAUCUUCCAGUAAGACCCAGUGAAUUCUGUGCUUUGUUCGAGGCAAACACCUCAAAACGUAUGGCCCACUGUCCCCUGCUACCGGGGGUCCGGGAGUUUAUCCUCCAUCUGCAUGAGUUCCGAAUACCCUUUUGCAUCGCCACUAGUUCCAGCAGGAAAAUAUUCGAUAUAAAGGCACAGUCACAUAAGGAUAUCAUGCUGGCCUUUCAUCAUGUUGUGUGCGGAAAUGAUCCUGGCCUGAAGCCGGGCAGAGGAAAGCCAAUGCCAGACAUUUUCCUCUUGGCUGCCUCGCGCUUUAAUCCCCCAGCGGAACCCACGUCUUGUCUGGUCUUCGAGGAUUCUCCGAAUGGAUUGCUGGGCGGUAUAGCGGCUGGCAUGCAAGUGGUGAUGAUACCCGAGGAGCAUGUGUCCAAGGAGCAAAGAAAAGGCGCCACUUUGGUGCUCGACUCGAUGGCCGAGUUCAGGCCGCAGUUAUUCGGACUUCCAGCCUUUAGCAAAUGCUCCAAAUUCGAGUUUGGCUAACAUAGGAACCCCAAAUUUAUAUCUCAAAAUUAUGAAAUAUUUUUAAUAUAUUAAAUAAAUUCCCGUAAAUAUU